UUCUCUGGUCACUUUGUAUGUGAAAGUACGAGGGCGUUGCUAAUACCUUCCCAGGUGUCCUAGGAGCAACCGGCGCAGUGGGAACGCGCUUCAUCCUCCUGCUCGAGAAAAGCCCCUUACUCGAACUGGUAGCGGUAGGUGCUUCGGAGAGGUCAGCGGGUAAGAAAUAUCGCGAUGCCGUGCGCUGGAAACAAGCGUCGCCGAUGCCUGCCAGCGUUGCAGACCUGACCGUCCGCCGCUGUGCCCCCUCUGAAUUCUCAGACUGUGAUAUCAUUUUCUCCGGCCUGGAUCCUGUUGCUGCUGGUGAUAUUGAGAUGGCAUUUCUCAAGGCAAACUUUGCUGUCUUUUCCAAUGCGAAGAAUUAUCGACUGGAUCCUAUAGUACCCCUGGUGGUGCCCUUGGUGAACGCGGGGCACAUCGAUGUGAUUCCGGCGCAAAGGAAGCAUUAUGGACUUGACAAGGGACUGAUCGUUUGUAACUCAAAUUGUGCGGUCGUGGGACUGGUAAUUCCGGCCAAGGCACUUAUUCAAAAGUUUGGCCCUAUUGAGUCAGUGAGCAUGGUGACCAUGCAGGCUGUGUCAGGAGCAGGCUAUCCUGGCGUCAGCAGCAUGGACAUCUUCGAUAACAUUGUACCCUUCAUCCCUGGCGAGGAGGGCAAGAUCGCCACCGAAUCACGCAAGAUUCUAGGCAAUUUGAACCCAGACCUCGCUGGGUUCAGCGACCAACAACCCCUCCAAGUUUCCGUUGCGUGCAACCGCGUCCCAGUGCUCGACGGCCAUACCGUCUGUGCAUCCUUACGCUUCGUAAAUCGCCCUGCACCCACCGCGAGCCAGGUCCGCGAUGCGUUGAGAGAGUACAAAUCAGAGGUUCAACUGCUAGGGUGCCCUUCCGCGCCAAGGCAGGCUAUUCAUGUUCUAGAUGAUGUGGACAGGCCGCAGCCCCGCCUCGAUAGAGACACCGAAGCGGGCUAUGCUUGCAGCGUAGGGAGGAUUAGGGAAGAUGAUAGUGGGGUUUUUGACAUUCAGUUCGUUGCUCUCAGUCAUAAUACAGUUCUAGGUGCAUCAGGCAGUAGUAUCUUGAACGCGGAGAGCGCGAUUCUGAAAGGAUAUAUAUAACUUCGUCCGCCCCCUGGGUAGGUUGCUACACCGCGAACGACCUAUUCGUUCGUGGCACAUGCUCUACGCCUGAUCCCCUUAUGCGCUGAGCGACUUUGGUCGCCAACCUCCGUACCACUGUGGACCCUCGAAUUUCAUGAGAGAUCAUGGUGUAAAAUAUCUUCUUAUCCUAGACGUCACAUACAUGUGAAAAAAAAUCUAAGCAAAAAGAAUUUAAUAUAAAAGACCAACGCAGUGUGCUGGGAGUUCAGUGGCUUUUUAAUCUCGGAGCAACUUUAUGUUAUGUUGAUAUUCCUCGAGAAUUGAAAGCAUGCCAGAUGAAAAUUGUGAGGUCGAUUUUUUUUUUUCUUUUUUU
This is a messenger RNA of Blastomyces dermatitidis ER-3, 1470 nucleotides long. Its product is annotated as aspartate-semialdehyde dehydrogenase, variant. Gene Ontology annotation, biological process: L-threonine biosynthetic process. The transcript has 3 exons. Lineage: Eukaryota; Fungi; Ascomycota; Eurotiomycetes; Onygenales; Ajellomycetaceae. The record is from RefSeq and is a predicted model, not a curated record. Bases 204 to 1115 code for a protein of 303 amino acids. Gene Ontology annotation, molecular function: NAD binding; aspartate-semialdehyde dehydrogenase (NADP+) activity; NADP binding.